Paracoccidioides brasiliensis Pb18 is the source of this 1107-nucleotide messenger RNA. RefSeq lists its product as uncharacterized. The transcript is spliced from 2 exons. The record is from RefSeq and is a predicted model, not a curated record. The coding region runs from base 1 to 1107 and encodes 368 amino acids.
AUGGCUAGCAUCCCGGAGACAGACAACACCAUCCCAUCUGCGACUAUGUCUAAACUGGCACGGAGUCUUCUCGAUGACACUAUUUACAACAUCAUCCAUGAUAUCGUCGCCGAAGUACAUCGUGAAGAGAAAAUAGCACGUAUGAGGUCAGCUGUCGUUCUUGCAAAGAAGCUUGGUGAAGAAGAAGCAGCCCGCAUACAAGCCAACGAACCUAGGGAAUCUGAAAGCGGAACUGUCUCGACUAUUGUGAACAAAAAGGUCAACAAGACUGUCAGAGUUGAGACAGACGGUGCAAUAUACGACAAUGGAAAAGUUUAUCUCAAAGGAAAUCCAUUACAAACGACCAAAGAAAUCCUGUGCCCGAACUGCUUCCUUCCUCGCCUUCUCUACCCGCUUACCGGUGUUGGCGCUAGACCUCCCCCUGAUCCAUGCAAAGAGUACUGUAAAAAGCAUCCCCCAAUCAUCAUGCCUGGCCAUGAUGUUCACGGUAAUCCAUUCGCAACCGACAAGAUAAACAGGAAGAAGAAGCAACAGCCGCAACACCAAACUACUGCAAACACCCCUGCAUCCAGUCCUCCAUCCACCCCAUCAACACCAGCAAACUCAUUUAAACAGGUCACAACUGAGAAAAUCUCAUUCCCCACCGUGAAAUGUCCAAACUGUCCGCGCUACUUCGUCGUCACCAGAGUCGCCCAGCACCUCGAUAGAUGCCUCGGAUUGUCAGGCAGACAGACUAAACGCAUCCUCACCCCACUAGAAAGCGGAACAAGUACACCGGUGCCUCCUCCCAUGAAACCGUCAAACCUCAAACGCUCUCUCCCCAAUGGCGACGAUGAAACGGGCACUGGAACCGUCCCUAAGAAGAAGAGACUCAACACCCCAAAGAAAUACUCCAGCAAUAAGUCCACCCCACCAAGCAAACUGAAAAACGGAACUACCCCGGACAUGGCAGCGGCCAUAGAAUUUGCUGCGCCAACACCUGCUUCCACCUUUGGUGGAGACGGCGAUUCUGGAAGCACAACAACUUCAACAUCGAGUAAGAAGAAACUAAACCCACCAGAAGGCAAAACUGGCAAACUAAAACGAAAUGAGAUUAAAGAUAGGUAA